AUGUCAAAAACUAAUGGAGAUGGAAAAGAAUUGUUGGAAAUGAGUUAUGAAGAAGAAAAUAAAUUUGUUGAUGUUAUUACAGCUGACUAUGAAAUUAAAGGUAUAGCAUAUAAAAAAUUCAGAGAUGCUGAAAUAAAAUUUAGAGAAUUGGAAAGAAAAGUAAAUAUUAUGAAAGAACAAAGAGAAAUAGAGCAAACAAUAGGAAGUUAUUGCUCAUUAUGUUCUAACAAAUUUAGAAUAUUUGAUAGAAUUAAAAUUUGUGGUAUAUGUAAAUUUCAAGUAUGUAAAAAAUGUAUUGAUGAUAAAUGUAUUUGUGGAUAUUGCAGGACAAAGGAUAUUUUCUUACGUAAAAGAAAAGAAUUUCGAACACUUUGUCCAUACACAAAUACUCAAUUUGGAAUACAUAAAUUUUUUUGUAAAUUAGAGGUAUGGCGACAACGAGCAAAAUUAGAAUUUCAUGUGACACGGCUUCUUGGAGAUACUUUUGAAAAUUGUCCAAUAUUUGUUAAAAUUGAUGAUCCUCCUUUAAAUGAAUGUUUUAAAAGACUUCAAAAAGAAAUAUUAGAUUAUGCUUUUUCAAAUGAGUUAGGUUAUAUUAGUUCGGCGUAUCGUGAUUUUUAUCGUCAAUUAAAUCGUUUAUGGAAUAAUAUACCUGGGAGAAUGAAUACCAAAAAUAGAUUUAUUUUAAAUGUAGCUCCUGUUGUUAAAUUAAAUGAAGAAUCUCAUCCUGCUUCUAAAUAUUACUUAUCACUUGCUCAUGCUGUUGCAUACAAAUGUGAAGUUAUAUUAAGAGAAAAAAUUCAAAAAAUUGAGAUAGAAGAACAAAAAAAUUUAAAACUUCGACAUCUACCACAUGCUCAUAGUAUUCCAAGAUAUCCAGAACAUAAUUCAUAUAAAAAUUGUAAUCUUUACCAAACUACAAAUAGAUAUUUUAAAAAUUCUGAACAAUUUAAUACAUUAACAAAACCUCCAUUAUUAAAAAUUCCAUCAAAUAAAAUGAAUAUAAUAGAUUUGUCUUCAAGAAGUAACAAAAAAUCAAGAUCACAAAUUAUGAGGUAUGUUUCAGGUUAUGAUACAAAUCAAGAUAAUUUAUAUGAAACUGUAGAUGAAAAAAGGGAUAUUCAAGAUAAUGAUGAUAAUGAUUAUAUGUCCUUACCAUUAAAUGAUAAAAAUUAUAACACAAAUGAAGACAAUUUAAUUAAGAUAACAAUGGAUAGAAAAAAAAUAAAAAGUCAAAGUGGAAAAUUGGUUAUUGUGAGUUGUAAAAUUUAUUGUCCCAAAGAUACAAUAAUAAAAAAAGAUCAUAUCAUUUGGUUGUCGGCAAAUAAUAAAUUAAUUGAAAUAGGGGGAAAAAAUCAAUUUCAUAUGGAUGAUAAUUGUCUUCAAUCUAAUGGAUAUUAUAAUCUUGAGUUAUUAUUAUUUGAUUUAACUAAAUCAUUUAAUGGAUCAAUAGGAAUAUGUGCAUUGGUAAAUGAAAAAAUAUAUUUCAAUUAUUGCACUCUAAUUAUUGCAGAAGAAUCACUUGAAACAACAGAAGAUUGUAGUUUUCCAAAAGGUAUUCAAAUUGAAAAAAAAGAACAUGGAAAAAUUAUUGUUAAAGUGCAACCAAUAGGGUAUCCAACACCUUGGGUUGAAUUUACAAAAAAUAACAAAACUAUUCAAGAUGAUGGUAAUCAUAAAAUAACAACAAAAAAUGGAAUCUGGUAUUUAGAAAUUUCAAACAUGAUUCAAGCAACUUCUGUUAAUGGUCAAUUUUCUCGUUCAAAUUUACGUAAUAUCAGUACAACACUAUCGUCAUUUGAAAUUGUAGCUAUUGCUAGAAAUCGUUUUGGUAGUGCUACAAUAAAAGGAUCAUUAUUGGGAGAUGAAAAAAUAGAAAAUCAAAAAAAUAUUGUUGAAUAUGAACAACCUUCUGAAGGUUCUUUAAUAUCAAGCAACAAUACUAGUUAA
This is a messenger RNA of Strongyloides ratti, 1950 nucleotides long. Its product is annotated as Zinc finger, RING/FYVE/PHD-type domain and Immunoglobulin-like fold domain-containing protein. The record is from RefSeq and is a predicted model, not a curated record. Lineage: Eukaryota; Metazoa; Nematoda; Chromadorea; Rhabditida; Strongyloididae. Bases 1 to 1950 code for a protein of 649 amino acids. The transcript is spliced from 2 exons.